Anopheles cruzii is the source of this 1429-nucleotide messenger RNA. Its product is annotated as stress-associated endoplasmic reticulum protein 2. Gene Ontology annotation, biological process: endoplasmic reticulum unfolded protein response. The record is from RefSeq and is a predicted model, not a curated record. Bases 259 to 453 code for a protein of 64 amino acids. Lineage: Eukaryota; Metazoa; Arthropoda; Insecta; Diptera; Culicidae. The transcript is spliced from 3 exons. Gene Ontology annotation, cellular component: endoplasmic reticulum.
ACGUGUUUGGUUGGCUAAUUGCUGCCCAUCACACUGCCGCCACGAGUAGUAGUAGCAGUAGUAGUUCGCCCAGCCACCCAGAAAGUUAAUCAGUGAGCCAGUCCGGUCCGCCAGUGUUCCUGAUUUUGUAGUUUGCCGUCGCCUACUUUUGCAACGCACCUGCCAAACAAACGACAACUGACCGGAGAGAGACGCUUUUCUCUUUGCCUCGCCGAGUGAAACACGCACAACAGAACCCCCCCACAAACUUACAGAGAAAUGGCUCCCAAGCAGCGAAUCAAGCUCGCCAACGAGAAGGCCAGCAAGAACAUCACGAUGCGGGGCAAUGUGCCGAAGUCGACGAAAACUGCUGAGGAGAAGUACCCGGUCGGCCCGUGGCUGCUGGCACUGUUCAUCUUCGUCGUGUGCGGCUCGGCGAUAUUCCAGAUUAUUCAAUCGAUCCGCAUAGCGUAAGGAACCGGUGCGAAGUACAACGAGAGGAGAAGGAACCAACCAGCCAGCAGAGUUCACUGCAACGUAAUUUUGCAUCCUUUUCCCCACUUCCACUAUCGAUAUGGCCUUUACUUUUUUGCACUUUUCGCUUUUACGUCCACCGGAUGCAGAACGGGGGAAUCGGAAGAUAGGGUCCGUUUUUGCUAGCUUUUUUCAGGCAGCAUCAGAGCUCGACGACCGGGCCCGAUGUUCUGGAUGUUGUUUGUUUUUUAUUCCAUUGUUUAGUGUUGAUUCCAUGUAAAGUCCCCCGUCUAAGCACCACGGCAAUACUGUGACUAUCAUUAGAGCGUCCCAUGCACUGACUGAAGUUCGGAAGUUUCAGUUUUUGUCACUCACGUUUGUUCCGUCGCGUUAGUUAGGUUGUGAAACGUUGGGUUUUUAUUUCCCGUUUCCACUCGACAGUGCCGGAAACCGAAUGCCUUGCCGCAGCAAAUGGGAGAAUCUUUACAGAUAAAUGUGAAAAAAAACUCCCCAAACUCCUUUCCACACGUCGGAAACUAACAUACGUACAUUAGUCGCGCAAAUAGAAUGGGAGACGAAGUUUGGGGGAAGUUUAAACACCACGGCAGGAUUCGGUCACAUCAGGAACCCGUUAAAUCAACAAAAAGAAAACAUGUAUAAAACCUAACACAAAACCUCCUUCUCACUCAGCAGCUUGGUUGCGGUGUUUGGUUCUCUUUUGAACGACACCCAACCUGAUCCGCUUCUUGACCAACCGUGUAUCCGCCUUGUGCCGUCGCCAAAUAGUCGGCAAUAUCAAGUAUAGCGCAUGGAAGACACCCUUACAACACUCAGACUCACUUUUCGUACACUUUCGAUACCGUCGCAGCUUUCGCGAGACGCGCGAGACAAAAUUGCACGAAAGUUGGCGGUAUUAUACAUUAAGAGAAAAACCAGGAAAAGUCGACAAAACUAAUUUGGUGAACAUUAUAUACUA